AUGCUUUUCUUGUUUCGCGGGUCGUUGAACGUAUGUUUGCUGACCCCCCUGAUCUCGAUCUGCUUCAAGUCGAGCUCUGGAGGGGGGCCCAGGGGCGCUGGUAGUGCACAUGCCGUUACCUCUUUUUCGACAACGCCUCUGCUGAAUUAUUAUCGCGGGGGCCCGCUUGCGUCGCAUGUGCAAUCUGCAGGUGUUCCCACAGGCGGUUCAUUUAUGUUUCACAGACAGUCGAUGCACGCGGCCUCGUGCGGAAGACCGUCUUGCAAUGACCGCCGCGAAGGCUUGUGUUUCACAUGCCUCUCGGUGUUGGAACCGCAGACAUGGGACGCCGAGGAGUGGGCGGACUCCCUGCACCUACCUGAGGAGGUCCCAGUUGUUUCUUCAAGGGGAGCGCCAGCUCGCAACCGGCGGCGCUUGGAGAGCGCCGUCGGUGGGCACCAGCGACCGCGCAGUAGUCUUGUUUAG
Messenger RNA from Prorocentrum cordatum, 465 nucleotides. The record is from the annotation of a GenBank genome assembly. NCBI's taxonomy places the organism in Eukaryota, Dinophyceae, Prorocentrales, Prorocentraceae.